AAAAUGACCCUCAACAACGUUACCAUGCGUCGCACCCACAACAGUGGCCUGCAGCAGCAGCAGCAGCGAUGGAGCAUCCCUGCUGAUGGGAAGAAUCUGCUGGUGCAGAAAGACUCCAACGAGUACAACCCACAGAAGCGAUACACCAUCAGUCCCGACGAAUAUUACAGAAAGAGCUGGUCCUCGGAGUCAUCCGACUCAGUCAUCUCCUCUGAGUCUGGCAGCAAUUGCUACCGCGUGGUGCUGAUCGGGGAGCACGGCGUGGGCAAGUCCUCGCUAGCCAACAUCUUUGCGGGGGUGCAUGACAGCAUUGACAGUGACUGUGAGGUGCUGGGAGAAGACACGUAUGAAAGAACCAUGAUGGUGGAUGGGGAAGGUGCAACCAUUAUACUGCUCGACAUGUGGGAUAAUAAGCGUGAGGGAGAAUGGAUUCGAGACCACUGCAUGCAAGUAGGAGACGCAUACUUGAUUGUCUACUCCAUCACAGACCGAGCAAGCUUUGAGAAAGCCUCUGAACUCAGAAUACAGCUCCGCAGGGCACGCCAAAAAGAAGACAUCCCCAUCAUUUUGGUUGGCAACAAAAGUGACCUUGUCAGGUGCCGUGAAGUUUCAGUGGCAGAGGGACGAGCCUGCGCCGUCGUGUUUGACUGCAAGUUCAUCGAGACCUCAGCGGCCGUGCAGCACAAUGUGAAAGAGCUCUUUGAAGGCAUCGUGAGGCAAGUGCGGCUCCGGAGGGACAGCAAAGAAAAGAACGAGAAGAGGCUGGCGUACCAGAAACGGAGAGAGAGCAUCCCCAAGAAAGCCAGGCGGUUUUGGGGCAAAAUAGUUGCCAAGAACAACAAGAACAUGGCCUUCAAACUAAAGUCCAAGUCUUGCCAUGACCUAUCAGUACUUUAAGAACGCUGGACUCUGCCAGAGCUUGUGGCAUUUUGUGGACAUUAUCUGUCGUGGGACAAUCAAUCAAUCUAUAUUAGAUUGGGCUAUCAAAGUGACUUAGGUUCACAGCUGUAAUUGUGAUGAUACGUGCUGGCAUAAGAACAGCACAGUGUAUGGAAAUAUCUCUCUUUCUUUUUUUGUUGUUAGUUUUAAAAGAAAGGUAUAGACCAGAACGACCCAAAGUUAUGCUGGGAAGUGUUCUGGAAUAUACUUGUUGCUUCUCCUCUCACCCUUGGAUGAUAGUAUAAGAACCCUGAACCCUCAUGGCUUGGGAAGUGCAUACUACAGCCUUUACUCUUUCUCCUUGCUAUUAUUAUUAUUAUUAUUAUUAUUAUUUCCUUUUUUUUAAAAAUUGUAUAAAGAAUUGAUGAACUGACUGGGGAUUGGUCCUUUGCCAGUUGGCUGGUCAGGCUUGAGCACCCCACAGAUGAAAAAUCUGCAUUUUUGUAGAAUAGCCACCAAGACACUUUUUUAGUAUUGCUAUUAUUAUUACAAGGAUUGGUUUUAAUGAAUUUACACAUCUCUUACUUUGAAAAUAUUUAAAGGAAA
Molecule: messenger RNA, 1485 nt
Organism: Apaloderma vittatum (bar-tailed trogon)
Lineage: Eukaryota; Metazoa; Chordata; Aves; Trogoniformes; Trogonidae
Gene: GEM
Product: GTP binding protein overexpressed in skeletal muscle
Exons: 4
Coding region: 4-897 (297 amino acids)
Biological process (GO): negative regulation of high voltage-gated calcium channel activity
Cellular component (GO): plasma membrane
Molecular function (GO): GTP binding; calcium channel regulator activity; GTPase activity
Source: RefSeq, a predicted model, not a curated record